GAUCCGUGGAUAUGGGCGCCGUGAAUCGAAGUUUGAGGAGAGGCAAAGCUAAAGCCACCUCCGACGGUUCGACCUCACGAGGUUCUCGAGGAAGACACUCCGUCUCUUCGUUUCCUACUAUCCCAGAUCAUUUAAUCAGGGACGCUAUGAUGGAUGAAGAAUUCAACCAGUUUUAUUCUGGUAGAGGAGACGCGAAUCUCCCCACUCUUGAUAGUCUAUUCGAGGAUGUUGAUGAAGCAGGACUGGAUAAUCUUGACGGGGACGAUGAGCCUACACCGCAAAGCAACGACGUCGACGUGGAGGCAGCGGAGGGCGUUACCCUUAUCCCGGGAAGAAUCACAUCAUUACCUUCUCUCUUCUCCCCCAUGAUCACCACCUUCACUACUCAAAUAGCCUCGGGUCAGGCCCUCAAAAACUUUGGACAAAUUAUGCCCAUUUUCCAACAACCCGGGGGAUUUACUCUUUUCAUCCCUCGGAUGUAUCCCCAUGCUUUGGGCCAAAAUACAAAUCUUCCCAACACGUUGGGGCAUCCCCCGUCGUUUCAACCGGUCAGUACCUCACGGUCGGUCACCUUGACAAAUCUAGCCGGGGAGCUGGAAAGGGCAGGCCCUUCUCGUCCUAGAAGGAGCAGAUCCCACAAGCUCCACACUCAGGUCAUACCCGACGGGGACGUGCGCUCUGUGCACAGCAGGGAUGAAGACUCGGAUAUUCCGAAAGGCCAGAAAAAGCUGCAUGGCAAAGCCGUCCAGCUGGAAGGUUCACGACGGUCAAUGUUCCAGAGGCUGGGACAUGAGGGGCGAAAACAUAAUCGACCGGCCAAGGAGCGGUUGGGGGUGAAGGUUCCCAAGCCAGGCAAAUUCUAUAGGCGAGAAGGUGGUAGGCGACCCGGUCAGACCGGGCGCUUUGACCUUCAUCUUUGUGAUGAGCCCCAACACAGCAGGGUGCCUAGAGCGAAGGGCCAGACGGAAAACCAGCCCAAAGUUGCUAUGCGCAGACAUGUUAAACCACCUAGCAACCAGGUGGACAUGGAGGAAGAACGUUUGGAGAGGCUCUUGAAGAGAGUUCGUCGGGAAGAAAAGAAGAAAGUGGUGUUGAACAACCAUUUUAUCAUCCGCUAAGACCGGAUUUGUACCAUGCCAAUGUUCAAUAAAGUUGAUCUUUUUUCUCAAAACACUUCUCGCAAGACCGUUUCUCUUGAGGAAAAAUUGCAAUUCCAAGAAUGCCCUUUUGAGGAGAUAGACUUCCAGCCUUGUUUAGACCAAGGCAACCAAUUGUCUGCAGAGGCAAUUUGGUCAUGCUGUGAAAGCCUAAACCAAGCAAUCCAAGUGGGAGUUUUCUGCAUUUGUAAGCUGAUUGGGUCUCCUAAGACCCCUUUGCUUAGCCACUCUUUGGUUCUCACGAUGUCAAAUUGCUUCAUUUCUAUUCCUCAAUGGAACCAAUGCAAUGAGCCGGUGCCUGUGCUUGAACCACCACCACGGGACAGCCCAUUCUC
Molecule: messenger RNA, 1492 nt
Organism: Cuscuta campestris
Lineage: Eukaryota; Viridiplantae; Streptophyta; Magnoliopsida; Solanales; Convolvulaceae
Source: the annotation of a GenBank genome assembly